CGAGAAAGUUACCAGUGACUCUCAUUUUCGUCACACACUAUACUGUAUCUGUUUCUUGUUCGAUGUUGGUGACGAAAAACCCUAAUCCAAUCGUCACCGUUUCGCGGUGGGCCGAAACCCUGGCCCUAAUCCCUUUACAUAUUUGCUAAUUUUUUUUUCUCUGGAAUCUGUAUGGAAUCGGAGAAAAUCUUACUUUCCUGAGAAAGCCCUAGAAAUUUAUCAUCUUUCCCCGUUGUUAAAAACAACAGCAGCAAGGCCAUGUCCAAUGAGUUAGCGCAAAAGCAACAGCCGUCGAUAUCGGAACGGUUUAAGGCUCUGUUGAAGCAACGGGAAGAUGACCUUAGGGUUUCCGGUGGUGACGAUGAGGUGGCGGCGACCCCGAGUAGGGGGGAGAUUGUUCAGCUUUACGAGGCUGUAUUAUCGGAACUAACUUUCAAUUCGAAGCCGAUAAUUACUGAUCUUACGAUCAUUGCCGGCGAACAGCGGGAGCACGGCGAAGGCAUUGCCGAUGCUAUUUGUGCUCGAAUUCUUGAGGUUCCAGUUGAGCAAAAACUUCCUUCAUUAUAUCUAUUAGAUAGCAUUGUAAAGAAUAUUGGCCGAGAAUAUGUUAGGCAUUUCUCUUCCCGUUUGCCAGAGGUUUUCUGUGAGGCAUACAGGCAAGUUAACCCUAACUUGUAUCCUGCUAUGCGCCAUCUCUUCGGCACGUGGUCAACAGUGUUUCCACCUUCUGUCCUCCGAAAAAUCGAGAUACAGUUGCAAUUUUCUCAAUCAGCAAACCAACAAUCGCCGGGUGUAACUUCCUUGCGGUCUUCUGAAUCGCCUCGUCCCACACAUGGCAUACAUGUUAAUCCUAAGUACUUACGGCAGUUGGAACAACAGUCAGGUGCAGAUAGUAACACUCAGCACGUAAGAGGCACGUCUGCAGCUCUAAAAGUGUAUGGUCAAAAACAUUCCAUUGGAUUUGAUGAAUUUGAUUCUGAUCAUACAGAGGUUCCAUCCUCACAUGUUGGAGUGCGAAGAUUGCGUUCAACUGGAAAUGUUGGCCGUACUUCUGUUGUGGUUGGGGCUAACAAGUCAGCUUCCAUAGUUUCAAGACCCUUCUCACCAUCAAGGAUCGGAUCUGAUAGACUUGUAUUGUCAGAAGUUGAUGAUCUCCCAUCAGAUGGUUCUCCUAGAAGGUUUGUCGAGGGAACCUCUCCAUCUCGUCCUGUCUUCGAUUAUGGACGUGGAAGAGCAAUCGUCAGAGAUGAGGAGACAAGAGAGUGGCAGAGGAAGCACUCUUAUGACGAUUACCAUAAUCGUUCUGAAAGUUCUUUGAAUGCAUACAAACUUGGCAAUGGACAUGAGCGCCAAACACCCAGGGCUUUAAUAGAUGCAUAUGGCAAUGAUAGAGGAAAAGGAAUUUCUAACAGCAAGCCUGCACAGGUUGAACGGCUGGCUGUAAAUGGAAUGGGCAAUAAAGUGACUCCAAUAUCAUGGCAGAAUACUGAAGAGGAAGAGUUUGAUUGGGAAGAUAUGAGCCCUACAUUAGCAGACCGCAGUAGGAGCAAUGAUUUUUCACUGUCAUCUGUUCCACCUUUUGGAAGCAUUGGGGAAAGGCCUGCUGGAUUGGAAUCUAAUAGUAGGAGCAGUCGCGCUACUCAAACUCAGCUACCCCUUGUUGAUGAUUCUUCAACAAUUCCUAAAAAUGCAGUCUCUUCACUGAGUAGUGGUCGUGGAUCAAGUCAGAUCCUGCAUUCGCAUCAUCCUCAAGAGGCUUGGAAUUCCUCAUACCAUUUUUCUCAGCCAUCACGGAACCUUCAUGCCAAAGGAAGAGGAAGGGAUUUCCAAAUACCCUUUUCAGCUAGUGGUAUACAGUCAUUAGGUGGUGAGAAAAUUGUUCCCCUUAUCGACAAAUUACCUGAUGGUGGUUCACAAUUUCUUAGGCCUCCAGCUGUUGUGCCAAGAACCGGCUCUUCUAGCCUUGACUCUGUCACAGUUGGAGCUCGGCCAGCCAUUAUACCAUCAACAACUGGGGUAUGGCCUCCAGUUAAUGUUCAUAAAUCUCAGCCACCAGCCAUGCACUCUAAUUAUUCACUGCAGCAGCAUAGUAGGAGUCAGUUUGAUUCUAUCAAUCCUAUCAACAUGGUCAUGAAUGAGGGUCCAAAUAAACGUUCAUAUAUGGCUGAACAGUUUGAUAGAUUUGAAAGCAAGGAGCAAAGCUUGACAAGGGUGCCACAAUUGCCCGAUCAACGUGCUGCUUUGCACCAGCGAAACCAAAUGCAAGUGACUUCUUUGCAGCCACACUUUCUUCCUUCUCAGGAUCUUCGAGAAAAUUUCCUUUCAUCUGCAACAGCACCAUUACCACCUCGCUUACUGGCACCAUCCUUGAAUCAUGGAUACACUCCACAAAUGCAUGGUGCUGUUAUCAGUAUGGUCCCAUCUAAUCCAAUACAUGUUGCACAGCCUCCUUUACCAAUCCCAAAUAUGCCAACUGUUUCUUUGCAGUUACAGGGGGGAGCCUUGCCACCUCUUCCUCCUGGUCCACCACCGGCAUCUCAAAUGAUACCUGCAACUCAAAAUGCAGGGCCACUUCUCCCUAACCAAGCACAGAGUGGUCCAUAUUCUGGUUUGAUUAGUUCCCUUAUGGCUCAAGGUUUGAUUUCCUUGACAAAACCAACCCCCAUACAGGAUCCUGUAGGACUUGAGUUUAAUGCAGAUCUCCUCAAGGUGCGACAUGAGUCUUCAAUAAGUGCUUUAUAUGCUGAUCUUCCGAGGCAGUGCACAACAUGUGGCCUUCGAUUCAAGUUCCAGGAGGAACACAGUACUCAUAUGGAUUGGCAUGUGACUAGAAACCGGAUGUCUAAGAACCGUAAGCAGAAGCCUUCUCGGAAGUGGUUUGUGAGUGCUAGUAUGUGGCUUAGUGGUGCGGAAGCUCUGGGAACUGAUGCAGUUCCUGGAUUUUUACCUACUGAGAAUGUUGUAGAAAAGAAAGAUGAUGAAGAAUUGGCAGUUCCUGCUGAUGAAGAUCAGAGUGUAUGUGCAUUAUGUGGUGAGCCUUUUGAUGAUUUCUAUAGUGAUGAAACAGAGGAGUGGAUGUAUAGGGGGGCUGUCUACAUGAAUGCACCCAAUGGAUCAAUUGAAGGCAUGGAUAGAUCUCAAUUAGGUCCAAUAGUGCAUGCUAAAUGCAGGUCAGAAUCUAGUGUGGUUCCCUCUGAAGAUUUUGUGCGGUGUGACGGGGGAAAUUCUGAGGACAGUAGUCAAAGAAAAAGAUUGCGGAGUUAACCUUGUUUAGUUGGCCUUUAAGCUUAUGUAACUUUGUUUGAGUUUCAUCUUAGUAGUAUGCUCUUACUUAGUUUAUGUUAGUGUUGGUGGUUGCAGUAGCUUGGCGACAUGCCAGAUCCUUGUACAUGUAUAGUUGAACUUGUACCAUGCACAAUAUCAUGCAGCAAAAAGGUUACAGAUUCUCUCGCAGCCUUAAUUUUGUGGCGUUCUCCUUGUUUCUUUCCUGCAAAAAGAUCCGGAGGAACAUUUUAAACAUUCUGUAUUGUGUCAGCAAUCGCAACGAGAAUCCUUGAACUGUUACAUGGGAGAGUAUUGCUUCGUUUCACCGUGUCUUUUGAAUUUUGACCAUCUAUAUAGUUCUGAAACAAGCUGUGGAGGAGUUCCAGCAAUAUAUAUAUAUAUAUUUUUUGUAUUCGUUUUAUUUCUCCUCGUGAUAUUCUGCAGGGUCACAUGGCAGUUUCAAUUUGCAGAUGGCUGUUAGAAGGCCCCUCUUUUGCUCACUUCUUUGCCCGAUGAACUGAUACAGGCAGCAACAGGUUUUAUGCAUACUUCGACUCUCCAAUUCCUUUUCCCUUAGGUUGCGACUCUUUCAUGUAACCUUCUGUACUGGUUGUAAAUGAGAUGGUUCAUGUUGUUUCCCAAUGUUAUGAAUGGCUGAAAUU
Messenger RNA from Theobroma cacao (cacao), 3926 nucleotides. RefSeq names its product PCF11P-similar protein 4 (gene PCFS4). Gene Ontology annotation, biological process: termination of RNA polymerase II transcription; mRNA 3'-end processing. Gene Ontology annotation, cellular component: cytoplasm; mRNA cleavage factor complex. Gene Ontology annotation, molecular function: RNA polymerase II complex binding; mRNA binding. The record is from RefSeq and is a predicted model, not a curated record. Lineage: Eukaryota; Viridiplantae; Streptophyta; Magnoliopsida; Malvales; Malvaceae.